Phodopus roborovskii (desert hamster) is the source of this 2136-nucleotide messenger RNA. It is a transcript of the gene Opcml, whose product is annotated as opioid binding protein/cell adhesion molecule like. Gene Ontology annotation, cellular component: neuron projection. The transcript is spliced from 8 exons. The record is from RefSeq and is a predicted model, not a curated record. Lineage: Eukaryota; Metazoa; Chordata; Mammalia; Rodentia; Cricetidae. Bases 606 to 1670 code for a protein of 354 amino acids.
AGGAUCCGGGCUAUCAGGCUGCGGGUCUCCGUGUGCAACUUUUUAUCGCCUUGGGGUCCGGAUGCGAGACUUGGAGCUGUUUUCUAACUCUAUCCAUACAUGUGUGUGAUCUAAUAAAACAUUUUCUCCUCUCCUUGAAGCAGGAGCUAUUUUAUGACAUCUCCUUUCUGUCAGAGACACUUGCCUUCUUUGGGUUAUAAACUUUUGAUGCCAGACCUCUGCAGAACGCGCCCAACUGAAUCUUAAAGUAGCUUCAACGAGAGAGGCAGAGAACGCACAAUCUGUGACCUUCGUUCCUGCUCCUUCUUUCGUGCUCUCUCUCCCCCGCGGGCUCCCUCCGCCCCAGGGAGCGUCAAGAAAGCUCUUUUUUGGAUGCAGGAGGGGGCAUCUGGUUCUGCUAGGCUGGAAAGCUGAGGCUGGAGCCGAGGAAGAAUUAUUAGGCUCCGGAGAGCCUGGACUCAGCUUCUCCUUCUCCUGCACCCAGCUCCUGACUUGCUCUCUCUCCCUCUCUGCUUUUGGCCCCACAACACUUCCUGCUGUUUUGAGAGGGCAGGGGACAAGGACCGUGCUGCUACGGGAGUUCUGGGAAGUUGUGACUGACAAGGAUGGGGGUCUGUGGGUACCUGUUCCUGCCCUGGAAGUGCCUCGUGGUCGUGUCUCUCAGGCUGCUGUUCCUUGUACCCACAGGAGUGCCGGUGCGCAGUGGAGAUGCCACCUUCCCCAAAGCUAUGGACAACGUGACGGUCAGGCAGGGGGAGAGCGCCACCCUCAGGUGUACCAUAGAUGAUCGGGUCACCAGGGUGGCCUGGCUAAACCGCAGCACAAUCCUCUAUGCUGGGAAUGACAAGUGGUCCAUAGAUCCUCGAGUGAUCAUCUUGGUCAACACACCUACGCAAUACAGUAUCAUGAUCCAGAAUGUGGAUGUAUAUGACGAAGGUCCAUACACCUGCUCUGUGCAGACAGACAAUCACCCCAAAACUUCCCGGGUCCAUCUCAUAGUGCAAGUUCCUCCCCAGAUAAUGAACAUCUCUUCAGACAUUACAGUGAAUGAAGGAAGCAGUGUGACUCUGUUAUGUCUUGCAAUUGGCAGACCAGAACCAACCGUAACAUGGAGACACCUGUCAGUGAAGGAAGGCCAGGGCUUUGUGAGUGAAGAUGAAUACCUGGAAAUCUCUGACAUCAAACGCGACCAGUCCGGGGAGUACGAGUGCAGCGCCUUGAAUGAUGUUGCUGCACCUGAUGUGCGGAAAGUAAAAAUCACUGUAAACUACCCUCCCUAUAUCUCAAAAGCCAAGAACACUGGUGUUUCAGUUGGUCAGAAGGGCAUCUUGAGCUGUGAAGCCUCUGCUGUCCCUAUGGCUGAAUUCCAGUGGUUCAAGGAAGACACCAGGUUAGCCACUGGCCUGGAUGGAGUGAGGAUUGAGAACAAAGGACGCAUAUCUACUUUGACUUUCUUCAAUGUCUCAGAGAAGGAUUAUGGGAAUUAUACCUGUGUGGCCACAAAUAAGCUUGGGAACACCAAUGCCAGCAUCACACUGUAUGAAAUAAGCCCCUCAUCAGCAGUGGCAGGGCCUGGAGCAGUCAUUGAUGGUGUAAAUUCCGCCUCUAGAGCACUGGCUUGUCUCUGGCUCUCAGGGACCUUCUUUGCCCACUUCUUCAUCAAGUUUUGAUAAGAAACCAUAGGUCCUCUCCUCAACGCCUGCUUCUCUACAUCACAGACUUUAAUCUACACUGCGGAGGGCAAACCAGUUUGGGCUUCUUUUUGUUUAUUUUUGUUCUUCUUGACUUUUUUUCUGGGAUUUUCAAUUUUAUUUGAUUUUUCUCUUUUAGUUUGAAUGAGUGGGGUUGGGGGUUGGGGUGGGCAGGGUUCUGCCAAGGGUAGGAUAAUCAUUCAUUGGUGGGCCCCCAAAUGGAAUCUGUUGUUCCUGCUACCUUGGUCUUCCUUUUCUCUACUUCUCUUUCCACAACCAUUAAAACACCACACACACACACACACACACACACACACACACACCACAAAAUUGGGCAAAAAGACUGUCCCAUGUCAAAUACCCUGAAGGUACAACUUGACUCACAAGGUAGUACACAGUAAGAGUUGCAUCUACAUGUCCAGUUGUGUUUGUCUUUUAACCUUCC